CCAAAGCUUGGUUGGAAUUUCUCACACUCUCCUCUCCCCUCCCCUUUCCUCUCUUCCUUUCUCGUUCCUCUCCCCAUUCUCGCCCCAAACGCUGCCAGAUUUGGACGCCUCGGCGACCGGACUUCCGCCGUCGGAUUGGCCGCGGAGGAUCCUGUGUCGGAUUCGAGUUCCGGGCUGUCUUCACCUCCCUGCGCCGGAUCUGGCACUUUCCACACCGUCGACAAUGGAGAUGUGCCUGGGCUCCUCCUACCCCGCCAUUGCCCGAUCCACCUCAAGGCUCACACCUUUGGCCGUUUUACUCGCGUUCUUUCUGGUUUUCUCCUCGCUAACUUACACAGAAGCUUAUGAUUCACUGGACCCAAAUGGAAAUAUAACAAUCAAAUGGGAUGUUAUGCAGUGGACUCCAGAUGGUUAUGUUGCUGUUGUUACGAUAUUCAAUUUCCAACAAUACCGUCAUAUCCAAACACCCGGAUGGACUCUGGGAUGGACAUGGGCAAAGAAGGAGGUAAUCUGGUCCAUGGUUGGAGCACAAACUACCGAGCAGGGUGAUUGCUCAAGAUUUAAAGGGAACAUUCCUCACUGCUGCAAGAAAGAUCCCACAGUCGUUGAUCUACUUCCAGGAACUCCAUAUAAUAUGCAGAUUGCAAAUUGCUGUAAGGGGGGAGUGAUUAGUUCAUGGGUUCAAGACCCAGCCAAUGCUGCAAGUUCUUUUCAGCUCAGUGUGGGCCAAGCAGGAACCACCAACAAGACCGUCCGUGUGCCCAAAAACUUCACCCUCAGAGCCCCUGGCCCAGGGUAUACAUGUGGGAUUGCAAAAAUUGUGAAACCUACUAAAUUUAUUUCACAAGAUGGAAGAAGAACAACACAAGCUCUGAUGACAUGGAAUGUUACAUGCACAUAUUCACAGUUUCUCUCUCAGAAAACUCCCACAUGCUGUGUAUCACUUUCAUCUUUCUACAAUGACACAAUUGUUAACUGUCCAACAUGUACCUGUGGCUGCCAAAAUAAUAUAACUCAGCCUGGAAGCUGUGUAGAGGGAGAUUCACCUUAUUUAGCCUCUGCUAUCAAUGGCCCUGGAAAAUACAGCUAUACACCAUUAGUCCAGUGUACAUCUCAUAUGUGCCCAAUAAGAGUGCAUUGGCAUGUUAAACUCAACUACAAGGAAUACUGGCGGGUGAAGAUCACAAUAACAAAUUUCAAUUACCGGAUGAACUACACGCAGUGGAACUUAGUUGUCCAACACCCUAAUUUCGAUAAUCUCACUCAAAUCUUUAGCUUCAAUUAUAAGUCAUUAACGCCUUAUGGAGCGAUAAAUGAUACUGCAAUGUUAUGGGGUAUCAAAUACUAUAAUGACUUACUCAUGGCAGCUGGACCCUUCGGAAAUGUGCAGUCUGAACUACUAUUCCGGAAGGACUCGUCAACCUUCACUUUCCAGAAGGGAUGGGCCUUUCCACGACGCAUAUACUUCAAUGGUGAUAACUGCGUCAUGCCCCCUCCAGAUGCAUAUCCGUGGCUACCAAAUGCUAGUCCUCGAUCAGUAGGCCCCUUGCUUCUUCCAGUCAUGGUCUUCUUGGCAACUUUGGCAUGCUUGUUGGUUUAUGUCUAGUAAAGGGCCUAGGGCUUGCCAGAAAAUUUUGAUUUAUUUGUACACAUAAAUUACUCAAAGCUUCUAGGAGUGAAUUUUGAUUUCUUAAAAGCAAGUAGGACCAAUUGUCUUGCUACACUGCAGAUUCAGGUGUGUCAUGUUCAACCAGACAAAUUGCACUUACUGUAAUAUAUAUUGGUGUUU
Elaeis guineensis (African oil palm) is the source of this 1789-nucleotide messenger RNA. Its product is annotated as COBRA-like protein 1. Lineage: Eukaryota; Viridiplantae; Streptophyta; Magnoliopsida; Arecales; Arecaceae. The record is from RefSeq and is a predicted model, not a curated record. Gene Ontology annotation, biological process: plant-type cell wall cellulose biosynthetic process; cellulose microfibril organization. Gene Ontology annotation, cellular component: plasma membrane.